This is a messenger RNA of Mollisia scopiformis, 4060 nucleotides long. RefSeq lists its product as uncharacterized. The record is from RefSeq and is a predicted model, not a curated record. Gene Ontology annotation, molecular function: phosphatidylinositol binding. Gene Ontology annotation, cellular component: intracellular membrane-bounded organelle. Bases 149 to 3880 code for a protein of 1243 amino acids. The transcript is spliced from 3 exons. Lineage: Eukaryota; Fungi; Ascomycota; Leotiomycetes; Helotiales; Mollisiaceae.
CACAAUCCCUUAUAUGCACGUGCGUAUAAAGUACCUCGCGUAAUCUUUCAUUGGAUAACAGGGUACCUUUAAACAACUAGCAGAGCUUGCCAGACCAUCAUCACUCAAUCAUGCCGCUGUCCGAUGAGUCACUCUCCCGUCACAGAUUAUGGCCCUCAGUCGAAGGGAUGUGAUCCUAGCAGCUAUCGUGAGCUUCGUCGUGUGGGGAUAUGCUAUUGAUUGGGUACCAACGUUGCGCUGGGCUGGAUACGCUUUUGUGGUGGGCCUGGUGCUGCCCGCUGUAGGGUUGGUCGCAGUCCUGGUACUCAACUCCAGAGGCAGCAAGUAUGGAGAAAGAAACGAUAUACGACGUCCGAGGGGGGUGGCCUUCCUGACAGGGACAUCAUGGAAGAAGGAAACCACUCUGCUGCGGGCCCGACAAACAUACGAGAAGCAGCCCCUCUACCCCGAGUCCUUCCUCGUCUCGAAUGCGCUGGACGACCUCUUAGGAUUGAUUAUACGGGACUUUGUCAAUUCCUGGUAUUCAAAUAUUAGCAAAAACCCUGUGUUCACAAAUGAGGUGGACAAGACAAUCCGACUUGCGUUAGCAAGUCUUCGAGACGAAUUGCUGGCCAUAGACUUCACGGAAAUGGUCACCACACGAUUCGUACCGAUUCUCACAGCACACUUCAAGGAUUUCUAUGAUGCCGAGAGAGCUGUACGAGGGAAGGACCUGAAUCGCAGCGUCACGGAGUCGGAGGAGCUGGAUCUUGCAAUUGCUGCGAAGUAUAGGGAAGGAAAGCUGCACCCUGCGGCAUCUUUGGCAUACUCGGACACGAAAUUGGUCCAGCAAAAGUAUUUGAGGAAAAUCAUAAAAGGAUUACUGCCGAGAUUAUUGCCAGAUUCUGUUCUAGCAAGUCGUGCUGUUGGAGUGCUCGUUCAGGAACUGGUUGCUUGUGCAGUUCUGACCCCAGUGAUGGGUAUGCUGUCUGACCCAGAUACGUGGAACCAGCUCAUGGAAGCCUAUGGACGGUCUAUGCUACAGGAUCGAUCAACAGUGCGAAAACUUCGAGCUGCCCUUGAUGAGCAUGCUUCACCCGCUCCAAAGUUGAAAAGGGCUGCAUAUCCCAGGAUUUCUCCAGGUGAUCAUGAGCGGAGAUUUGAGAAGUUUGUACGUGCUAUCAGAAAGGUCAAUAACCUCUCGGAUGCAAGGAGGUUUCGAAGCGAAAUCUCUAGCCAACUUAGGAGAGAUGCUUUGCAAGAAGGUCAAGAUCCUGUAUAUUUGCGUCGGUUAGACAUUGGAAAGCGAAUUGCAGAUCAACGCGUCAAUCAACUUGCUGCUGGGGGCGAGGCAUCUCACAUUGGAAAUGGUGCUGGACGCAGCAAUGGCUCACAAGUUUCCAAGCUUGAGACGGCUUCCCUGGUAGAACUGCUACACGACCCCUCGGGACUUUCAUAUUUUAUGGAGUACAUGGAUAGGCAAAGGAUGAUGUCUAUGGUACAAUUCUGGAUUGUGGUUGAUGGAUUUCGAAACCCUCUCGAAGACGACAAUGCAGAAGAUGACGAGAUACCUACCACUCUUGCUCCGUGGACGGAAUCUGACCGAAACGAUCUUGCUCAGAUCAAUGAAGCAUAUCUGUCUAAACCAGAACUAAAAGUUCCUGAAAGCUCACGACAAGUAGUUCAGGAGUUUCUCAAAGCCGGUAAAGAUGCAACUCCAAGACAAUAUUUCCUAGCUCGCAGGGCUAUUCUACGAGCUCAGACAUCCGCCUUGGAAGUUAUGCAGUAUAAGCAUUUUCAGAAUUUCAAGAAGUCGGACCUCUUCUACAAGUGUUUGACAUCGCAGGAAGCCUCGAAACCCAUAUCCCAGCCAACAUCACCAUUAGGCCCAUCCAGAUCGGAAACCCUUCACAAACCACAAAUGCCACCACGUGCGAAUAGCUCGCAACCUUUUGCAACGAAACCACCACUGUCUAGAAUCACGUCUAAAUUAGUUCCCAAAAGAGGCGACCUUCGGCGUCAGGCUACUUCUUCAGUUGAUCUGACCAAUGCUGGCAAUGGAACAUUGGAUGGCACAAGUUCUAAUCGAGGGUCCGCCGACGAAGGGACUUCUCCAUUGUUUGAUGACGAAGAGUUCGAUAGCGAUGCGAUGGGCAAUUCAGUAGCAAGCUUGGAACCAGAACCAGAAAAUACUGGACCUGAUAAAAACGUUGUCCAGGCCAUGGAAGCAGCCCUGACAAACAUUAUGGAAGACAAACCCGAUGUUGAUACUCUUCGAAAGUCUCUUUUCGGUGACGACGAACAUUUGGACUCUCCAGCAGGCAGCAUAUUGUCGAAUGGCAAAGGUUCAACUAGAAGCUCCAUUGAUCACAAAAGGGCAGACUUGUUCGGUGAGAGAUCUGAGAGGGCUGAAAGGUCCGAAAGACCCGAGAAGCCCAGCAUUGCUUCCUUGGGACUAGUAAAUACAUCGUCUAGAAUAGGUGUGUUCACUGAUGAUGAUCUCUUCCCGGACGAAGAGAAAUUUCUUUCAGACGAACAUGAGGAUCCGGACGAAGGCAAAGCUGAAGAUGAUGUCGAAGACGAAGUACAUGAAGCAGCACCAGGCGAUUUAGGUCUAGCUGAAGCUAUCACCGCUCUGACAACCGACAUCGACAGGCUCGUAGCCCAAGAUGAAGUGGUUGACUCCUUAACAAGAAAGGCAGAGUUGACCAACAAUACCGCAGAACUACGAAUUCUCAAGAAGUCCAAGGCCAGCUUGCAACGAGAGAUUCGCCGGAAAGAGCUUCAACGACAGCAGUAUGUUGUCCAAGAAAGUGAUAACAGCCUGUAUGGUCGAUCGACCAUCAAGAUCAAGUCAAUCAUGGUUGGCAAAGAAGAUGAUGGAAGAGAAUACGCGGUUUAUGUUGUUGAAGUCCAUCGAAAAGCAGGCGAGCAGAUGCCAGCAGCAACUUGGACUAUCACUCGCCGAUAUAGCGAGUUCCACGAUCUCCACCAGCGUUUACGAACAAAAUAUCCGUCAGUACGACAUCUUGAAUUCCCAAGGAGAAGAAUGGUGAUGAAAUUACAGACGGACUUCCUCCAUAAACGACGCUUGGCGCUCGAGAAAUACCUCCGCGAAAUUUUGCUCUUACCAGAGGUGUGCCACAGCAGGGACCUCCGUGCCUUCCUAUCUCAGAGCGCUAUUAUGCCGAACACUGUCGAUCUCUAUGAGAACGAAGACAAGAAAGACAUGGUGACAAGAUUCUACAACUCGGUUACGGAUGGCAUGGAAGACAUCUUAGGGAACAUUCCAGUCCUGGAUCAACUCUCUAUUGCUGGUCAGAAUCUUCUCUCUGCUGCGACCAAUCAACUUAUCACAAUGCCAGCGACUAUUAGCGAGGACCCAUUGGCUGCUGCAGAGGCAGAAGCUGAGCUUAACGCCUUUGAGGAUCGAGAGCUGGAGCCAUUCGUCAAGCCCAUCUGCGAUAUAUUUCUAGAAGUCUUCGAGCUCAAUCGUGGCAAUAACUGGCUACGAGGCCGUGCAGUUGUCGUUGUCUUGCACCAGUUGCUUGGAGGGACCAUCGAACGCAAGGUCCGCGAGAAUGUGAAAGGUCUCCUCUCUGACGAAGCAAUCAUCAGAUACGUCAACCUGUUAAAGGACUCGAUGUGGCCUGGUGGGAAGCUCAAACGGGAUGGGAAACCUCGAACAGCAGCAGAAAAGACAAAGAGUCGCACAGAAGCAAGUCUCAUGCUUGCGACUCUUGUGCCCGAUUUAGCUGGAAGUGUGGUGGGAAGAGUGAAUGCACAGGCGGCAAGCCGAAGGAUAUUCGCUACUCUGAACAAUCCACGACUAAAUGCACAUCUAACAUUCACGUUGUUAGAUGAGAUCAUUGAUGUACUAUUCGGAGAGACACGCACAUAGAUGUAAAUGGGGGUUUAGCAUUGGCGUUUGGGAUAGGUACAGCUCAAGCUGCAUUUCACGGCGUUCACGACCCUUUACUGAGGCAACGGAUUUGCGACAUGAACAAUAAUACGUUAAUACCCUUCGACUGCUUGGUGUAUAUAGCCUCAUCCACAUUUAAUGCAAAUAUUGAGGUUCGAG